Messenger RNA from Ylistrum balloti, 1629 nucleotides. RefSeq lists its product as uncharacterized. Gene Ontology annotation, biological process: amino acid transmembrane transport. Gene Ontology annotation, cellular component: vacuolar membrane. The transcript has 17 exons. Gene Ontology annotation, molecular function: amino acid transmembrane transporter activity. The coding region runs from base 1 to 1431 and encodes 476 amino acids. The record is from RefSeq and is a predicted model, not a curated record. NCBI's taxonomy places the organism in Eukaryota, Metazoa, Mollusca, Bivalvia, Pectinida, Pectinidae.
AUGACAGCCGGAGGGGACAUAGGGGUCGGUUCCAGACACCCUGUGAAGAUUUUCGCCAAUAUUUUCAUUUCGUUUAUUGGCGCUGGUGUUCUCGGACUGCCUUUCGCUUUUAAGGAGGCUGGCAUCUUAGAAGGGGUCUUUGUGAUGACCACUGUUGGAGUGCUGAGUGUAAAGGCUAUGAUGCUGAUUGUGGACUGUAAGUACAAGCUUCUACAAGACAAAAAAGUGGAAGAACAUCGUGACAGCAAGCACAGAAAAUACAAAGAAAAGGAAGUGAAUGAUGAUGGACUGGCAGAAAAAGUGGAAAUUGUCAACCUACUGAGUGGAGAUCAAGAGAUACUACCACAGACUACAGAAUACAAGCCAGAAAUGUCUUAUGGUGAUGUAGGAUAUUAUGCCCUUGGACAUACAGGAAGGGUUCUUGUUGAUGUAGCCAUUCUAGUUUCUCAGACUGGCUUCUGCUGUGCAUAUUUGAUCUUCAUCACAGAAAAUUUAUCUGACUACAUGCGACACAUGAGACUUAUCCACUGGCUCUUGGUGUUGUUACCACCUCUUUGUCUCAUGACAUUCAUCAGGCACUUGGGUAGUUUAGCCAUCACCAGUUUGAUGGCCCAGUGUUCUAACCUUCUUGCCUUUGCUGUUGUUAUAUGGUUUGAUUUUGAUCAUAUCCACAAAAUAGAGAUCCAUCCAAAGAAAAUGUCCCUCAACGGGUUGCCUUUUUUCCUGGCCAUUUCAAUAUAUUGUUACGAAGGGGCUGGUAUGAUUUUAUCAUUAGAAAGUUCUUUAGCAGAAGAUGUAAGACAUCUAUUUAAAAAGUAUUUUAUUAGUACAAUGGUUAUUGUAACGAGCAUGUAUAUAUCUUUCGGAGCCUGUGGAUAUCUUUCUUUUGGUAAAGAAACCAAUGAAAUAAUUACAUUGAACCUUCCAAAAGGAGAUUCUAUAGACUUUGCGAUGAUUGUCAAGUCAUGUCUGUGCCUUGCUUUAUUCUUUACUUAUCCAGUGAUGAUGUUCCCAGUGAUGAAGAUUCUUGAAGGUUACUUAUUUGUUGAUGGAGAAUCACAGAUAUGGAAGGGAAAUGCACUUCGUCUGUUCAUGGUAUUGGUAACUGGUUUAACGGUGCUACUUAUCCCAAACUUUGCCAAUUUGAUGGCGCUGGUCGGCGCAACUUGUUGUACCCUUUUAGCCUUUAUCUUGCCUGGCUUGUUCCAUAUGUCCAUCCACAAAGGGUCCUUGUCUAUAAAACAGGUGGUGAUUGAUUGGACUCUGAUAUUUAUUGGUGUUGUAGGGACCAUUGUAUGCACGGUUGAUGCACUGAAGCGUUUACAGGAGUCACACCAGUUAAAUAUAGAAGACUUUUCUGCAUCAAACAUGACGAGUACCACACUGCAGGCCAUUUUCAACCCCACAACCACAUCGACGCCCACACCAUAAUCAUUUAUCACACUUAGUCUUACAAUAUAUAUGUAUAUGUGGUUGUGUAAUGAAAAAAAAGCUAAAAGUUUACAGUGUACUUAAAAUGGGCAAUCACAAUUGUUUGUUCCAGGAACAGGUUCACAGAAAUCUGAACUGAUUGAAUUUGAUGUCUAAGUGUCCAUGAUUCAGCAGUUUUGUAUUGAGAAGCUGUAAUAA